UACUUAAAGCAGUGCAGCGGUUGACUCCGUGAUGAGAGGAUCGUAGCAGCGUUCCGCGCCGUGCUAAUCGUCUCUGGAACGGCCUCCCGCAGCGCGUUCGUCGUCACUCGGGCGCCUUUAUUUCUCCUUGAAAUUUUCCAGGAACGUGACGUCGGGCGUUGUUUUCCCCUAUUUAACUGGAAGGGAAAUUCCAGGACCUGGAAAGGCGGGCGUUUCUAGUAUAAUUGUAUCCUUCGAAGUGCGAUCGGCCAGGAGCCCUCAGGUGCUGGCUGACCUGUUGCACCUUUUCUUACCUUGCCACGAUUGCACUUCUUGUCCUUUGACGUUUUUGUAUCGUUUCUCUUGAGUGAUAUAUUGCCCCCCGUGACAGAAAGAGCGAAGGUGGAACUAGCGGUGUUUAUGAGCGAGGGAAAGAAGUGAUUUGAUUUUGAAAUAGAACGAUUUUUAAUGGUAACCCUCGUCAGGAGUGUCGAUUCAUAUCUUAGAAAGUCCACGGUUGAAAAAUAGUUUUUGUUGUGGGUUACUACACAACGUUUAGUGAACCUCUCAUCAUGCUGCAAUACCAGAAAAUGCCACGUCAAGGACCUCUUCAGUCCCAUACUUAGUCAAGGAAAGUGAGUCCCCAUCUCUAGCUAGUCCUCUGUUUGAUCCAAAACAUGAUUUUAUGAUGGGCACAGUUUUGGGCUGUGUGGGGCAGUCUACCAGAGACUCCGUCAAGCCCCUUUCGGCCACGUCUUCAUCUUCAGGAAAUCCACGCAACAAAACUGCUCUGAAGCCCGGUCGAAGUUUGAUGGACUGGGUCAGACUGGGUCACUCAGGUACAGAUUUAACUGGCACUGGAGGACGGCUGCUCGAUGUCACUCCCCAUGAACUGGCAAAGCAUAACAAACGCAAUGACUGCUGGAUGGUCCUGAAAGGAAAAGUCUACAAUGUAACGCCAUACAUGGAAUUCCACCCUGGAGGAGAAGAGGAACUGAUGCGAGGUGUUGGUAUAGAUGCAACAGAUCUCUUCAAUGAGGUUCACAAGUGGGUCAAUUACGAGUCUUUGCUCCAAAAGUGCCUUGUAGGACGCCUGGUAGAGAGUCGCUCCCUCUUCCUGAAACCCAGUUUCUUACCUCUUGGAAAAAGUACAAAGGAGGCUAACAAAAAAAAUGUCACACAAAUCCCUCCAAGUAACUCUUUAGCAGUACCUUCCUUAAAUGUGCCAGCGCAGAAAGGAGGAGGGUCAAAUUUGAAAUCGCCUUUGUUGUCACCUAUGACCCCAUCAUCACUUCCUACCCCAAAGUAUGAUUGGUUUCAGAAUGACUCAAGAAUCAAUAUUGUUGUGUAUAGCAAGUGGAAACAUAUAACAAAGGAACAUGUGGUUGUCAUCAAAAGAGGAAAGGAAAUGAAGAUUGUAUGCUACAUACUAGACAUGGUGUACACAGUGCACUUAGAUUUCCAUAAACCUGUAUCAGAUGAGUUUGAAUUGAAAACUGGAUGUGGCACAGGAAAAGUAGAUAUAAUGUUGAAUAAAGCAGAAACUGGAGUACGAUGGAGUAAUAUUGGGAAAACCUUGGAGGAGAAUGGAAAGUAUGUGAAAUCAAAGGAUAAACAGAUUGAGUAUGUAGAGUGCUCCCUUUUGAAGAAGAGUAAUAUAACACAUGAUACCCGGAUGUUUGUUUUAGAAGUGCCUAAAUUUACAUAUUUGCCAGUGCCUAUUGGUUACCAUGUAUACAUAAGGAUACCAGGAAAAGAUGUCUGUAAGCCAUAUACUCCUGUUGCUGCAAAAUUAAAUGUUGCAGCUGAAGAAGAACUCGGACAUCACAUUUAUCUAUUUAUAAAAAUUUAUCCAGAUGGUGCAUUGACUCCUUUAUUAGAUGACUUGUCUUUAGAAUCAAAGAUUGAAGUAAGUCUACCAGAAGGGACUUUCACACAUGACAAAUUGACUAUAGCAGUAGAUACAGCAACAGAUCUUGUUCUACUUGGUGCUGGGACAGGUAUCACUCCACUCGUGAAAGUUAUGCUUGCAGGUCUAAAAAAUGAAAAAAAUAUCAGGUUAGUUCUCUUUAAUAAGACAGAAGGAGAUAUACCCUGGAGAGAAGAGCUGGAGAGUCUUGUUGCAGACCAUUCUAAUAUAUUGAAGGUCACACACAUACUUUCAAGACCAAGUGAUUCUUGGUCAGGUAUGCAGGGCCACAUAAGGAAAGACCUCUUACAAAAGAUUCUCCCCGUUAAUGAUGAGACUGUACUUUUCACAUGUAUAUGCGGGCCUACUAUAUUUACAAAAUUAUCUGUUAACUUACUGAAGGACCUCGGGUAUUCCAGUGAAACUUACCAUGCUUUCUUAGGAUAACAGAGCAGAAGGCAACAAAUGUUUCUUUAGAAAACAUUCUUUAAUCUCAGGAAGUUACAAAAGAUCGUUAGAUAAAUGGAUCUUUCUUUAAAAUAUUUUGUUACUCAUAAAACUGUGGUUUUAUCAGUCCAUAGACCAUCUGAAGACUCUUGGGUGGUAUAUAUCUGUUUUUAACAUUUAUAAUAAGUAUCUUUAAGAGCGUAUUUUUAUCUAAAUUAUAUUUUAAGGUAAGUGAGAAUCAACUACAGAAUAUUAUUUUCAAAUGAGUGAAAAGAUAUUUUUACUGAGUUUUAUUAAAAAGAAAUAUUUUCAAAUAUUGAUGAUAUUUCCAUAAAUAAGAAUUGGUAAAGUGAUGCCAAAAUGGAAGAAUUCUAGUCACCUAGAAGGAAAUGUCUGUGAUUAUUGAGUGGAAUUUGAAAUAUGUACCGUAAUCAUAUGAAGACAUGCAGUACUGUAUUAACGUUAACCCUCUGGGUAUGAAUCAUAGGCUUUCUAGAGAACUGCUAUGAACAAUUUUAUUCAAAUGUUUUUAUAGAAAGCAAAUUAAAAAAUAUGUACUAUGUAUACAACCACACACAUAUUGCAUACUUGCACACAUACUGUAUAUACAGCUGUAUAUAUAUUAGUAAGCUAACGAUCACACAGUGUGUGCAUAUACUGUAUGUUUGUGUGUAUGAUAUACUCCCUUUCUGUUUAAUUAUGUACUGUAUGUACAGCAUAUUUAUACAGUAUAUUAAAGCAACCAACCCACAAGUCAGUGUCAGCUGAGCAUAAAGACUUUUAUUUACC
Molecule: messenger RNA, 3124 nt
Organism: Macrobrachium nipponense
Lineage: Eukaryota; Metazoa; Arthropoda; Malacostraca; Decapoda; Palaemonidae
Product: cytochrome b5 reductase 4-like
Biological process (GO): generation of precursor metabolites and energy; superoxide metabolic process
Cellular component (GO): endoplasmic reticulum
Molecular function (GO): cytochrome-b5 reductase activity, acting on NAD(P)H; heme binding
Source: RefSeq, a predicted model, not a curated record